Molecule: messenger RNA, 3228 nt
Organism: Olea europaea var. sylvestris
Lineage: Eukaryota; Viridiplantae; Streptophyta; Magnoliopsida; Lamiales; Oleaceae
Product: COP1-interacting protein 7-like
Exons: 9
Coding region: 216-2915 (899 amino acids)
Source: RefSeq, a predicted model, not a curated record
ACGCCAUAUUAUCACAAAUCAACAAAAUGUUCUCUCUCACACACCAUAUACAGAGAUACCCACAGUUCCCAUGUGCAAUGCUCUAUCAGUUCUUGCUGGCUCUUUCUCAGGUCCAGUUGAGCAAAACAAAAGUUUUGUAGAUAUCACGUUCAAAAAAUUACACAUCAAUAUAAUUUGAAAUCUUUUCCUCCCCAUCUCACUUCCUAGGCCUGAAUAUGGAUUCCAAGACCCUUCUUGAUUAUGCUCUGUUCCAACUCACCCCAACAAGAACAAGAUGCGAUCUUGUGGUGUUUUCCGGGAAGAAAAAUGAGAAAUUAGCUUCUGGGCUAGUGGAACCCUUCAUUUCUCACUUGCAAUAUGCUAAAGAUCAGAUUCCGAAAGGUGGGUAUUCAAUUACUCUGCGUCCACCGGUUGAUGGCCCAUGGUUCACCAAAUCCACAUUUCACAGAUUCGUGCGCUUUGUGAGUACACCUGAAAUUCUUGAGAGGAUGAUAAGAAUAGAACGAGAAAUUGCACAGAUAGAAAGUUCAAUUCAAUCUAACGAAAUUUCGAACAAUGAUGUGGCAGGACAUAUCGGGGAAGGAAACCUGUCAACUGCUGAUGGUAUCACGAAGAAGUCAAGGGAUUCCUCAAAGUUAAAUGAUGAAGAUGGGGUUGAUGGCGCUGCAGCGGAAGAAAAUUCCAAGUUUCGUCUGCAACGUAUUAUGGAUACUCGAAAAACAUUACUACAGAAAGAGCAAGCCAUGGCUUAUGCCCGUGCUGUCGUGGCAGGAUUUGAAAUUGACAACAUUGAUGAUCUCAUAUGCUUUGCUGACACAUUUGGAGCCUCCCGAUUAAGAGAAGCGUGCACUGAUUUCAAGGAGCUUUACAAGCAAAAGCAUUCGGACAACCAAUGGAUGGAUGAAUUAGCAGCAGUUCAAGCAUACUCCAUUCCUGCUCUUUCUUUUAUGGGGACGUCUGGAAUCAUGGUUGCCGGUGAAAACAAUCACAAGAGUGGGAACUCUGAGGGUCUAUUGGGGUCGAUUGGCUCUAUGGAAUCUACUACAACAAAUUCAGACGGUAGCAAAGAAAUUAAGCCUCCUUUGGAUCAGACAUCAUCAACUUCAGCUAAAGCACAGUUACAGGUGCCAUGGAUGGAUCAUAUUCCUCCAUAUGCGUACAACUUUCAAAAUCCUACUCAACAAUACCAAGGAUAUCCUUUCCCGGGUAUGCAUCCCGUCCUGCCUUAUUAUCCCGGGCAUUUGGGAUGGCCUCAAAAUGUGAAUGGUUCUCCUAAUGGCAUUAUUCUACAGUCUAAUGGUCAUCAAAAUCAAAAGUCAUCUCGCAGAAAGGAGAAACCUUUAGAAGCAAAUGGAGCUGAAACCUCCGAUGAGGAUGAACAAAAUGAAUCUACUGACUCUUAUUCUGGGACAGAUUCAGAUGAAAGUAAAAUGCAUGGCAAGAAGCAUUCUUCAAAGGGGCAAUUGUAUGUUAAAAAUAACAAGAAAAAGUCCUCAAAGACGGUUGUGAUUCGUAACAUAAACUAUAUGACUUCCGGGAGGCGUGAUGAAGAAGAGGAUGGAAUCUCUGAUGAUUCUUCGGCACUUGAUGAAGCUUCCAUCAGAGAGGGGGUGGACAAUGCAAUUGCAUCAUUGGAGAAACAUUCCCACUCAAAAACUCAUAAGAACAGAGGACAUCGAGGCUCCCAUUCUAAAAAUGGAUCUAUUGAUAUAACUGAGCAUGAUUUUAAGAAUGAUGUUGGAGUGAAGAAAAAUGAAAAUUGGGAUGCUUUUCAGAAUCUGCUCAUGAGUCACGAUGAGUCAACUAUUAAUGGCUCUCAGAAUCAUCACAUUAUGGAUUUUCAGGAUGCUAUAGAUUUCAAGUCUGAGAAAAUUAAGAAACAACCUUUGACCACCGAUGAUGCUAUUCGUGUUAUUCACAGAAAUGGAAAGAAUGACGGCAGAGAUGAUGUGUUAGAUUUUACAAAUGGUGAAAAUACGCACCCAAUUGUGAAAAGAACGGUUUCUGAAAAUGAGAAUGCAUUGUUUCUGCAAAGAUCAGAAGAAUCACAGCUAAGUCUACUCAGAACUCCAUCUGAAUUUGCUGCGGAAUCAUCCAUUAUUAGAAACCGGAAGGUGGAAGAUUGGUUUGUUGAAUCCUCUGGAGAUUCAGAGCAAAUGGAAUUCGACAAUCUUGGCAUUAUGUCCUAUGAGGCAAACUUUAUUCACAAAAAAUCAACCCAAAAAACUGAUUUGGUUGACGAUUCCAUUAUUAUAGAGUCUAGACCGGCAGUAUAUGGUCAGUAUGAUUCUUCAUGGAGAACUGAUAUUAGCAUGGUCGAGGACAUAAAUCUAGCUACAAGGACUCAAAAUAAAAAUUCAAAUGGUUCACAGGAAUUACCCAAGCAGGCUGAGCCUGAUGAACUCUGCAUGGCACUUGUGAGGGAGUCACGUGAAUCCGUGGAGGAAACCUGGACACUAGAAAUGGAUUAUGAAGCUGAAAUUUCUUUUACAGAGGCUGAUAGAAGAUCUUCUCUAGUUAAAGCAAACACCAACGUAGAAGAAAAUCCUCUUGUCAAUGGUAAAAGUGCCAUCAGCAAGAAAAAUGCAGGUCCAACUACGAAGAAUCUGGGGAGGGACUUGAAAUCUGGAGUUUUACGGGGAUCCCCUGCUAAGAGCAAGCCCGAUAACAUAUCAAAGAACAAGAAGCCGUCUUCAGCAAGCAGGUUGAUGGCUCAUAAGAGCAAGUUAGAAAAGGAAGAAGAUGUUCGUAAGAGAAUGGAAGAACUACUUAUCCAACGGCAGAAGAGAAUCGCUGAAAGAACAGCUUCUUCGGGUGCGAGUCCUGCAGCUGCAGCGCCUAAGAAAACCCCAGUCGUCAGUAAAACAGCUCCUUCAAUGCUCGAGAAACGUCGGACUAAAUCGAUUGUCCGCUAGACGAAAUUGUGUAAAAUCAGAAGAAAAUUCGUUUCAUAAGAGAGAAUCGUGAAGCAGCAAGUUGUGUUUCAAGCCUUUGUACAGAAUUGAUUACUGUAUUCUUCGUCACUGUAGAUUCGUUUAUCAGCCAUGUGUGUUUCAUCUGCAUGCAGAGAAAUAAAUUUCAUGUUAUCAAUUAUCAAAUGUUCCCUCAUAGUCAUAAGGAAACUUCUCUCCAAAUUUAUAUCAGAUAUAUGUACAAGUUUUGUAGAGAUUCAGGCCCAUUUCUAUGCUGAUGAUAUUUCGUAUACAACUUUUGUCCUUUCCUGCUGAA